This is a messenger RNA of Paramecium sonneborni, 893 nucleotides long. The record is from the annotation of a GenBank genome assembly. NCBI's taxonomy places the organism in Eukaryota, Ciliophora, Oligohymenophorea, Peniculida, Parameciidae.
AUUUCAAUGGGUAAUUUAGAAAAUGGUUGUCUUUCUCGAUCUUAAUAAAUAACUAACAUUCACAACAAGGAGAGACCUUCUUAAUUGAAAAGAUAAUAUGUAUCAGAAAAAAUUAGAAAUUCGUUUCUCUACCCAAUUCCUUUAAAAGAAACAUAAAUGUUUGCAAAAAAAAUAGGAAUUUAAAAUUACAAUCCAUAUAGUAAAUCAAUUACAAAACAAAUAAUUGAAGUCUCAAAUCUUAAUUAAAACUUAGAAUUAAGUUUAUGUCGAUUUCUAUUGGUAAGUUUAUAAUCUAAUCUAAAUUAAAUAAAUGAGAUCUUAAUAUCAAACUAAUAAUUCAGAUAAAGUAUAAGACCAAUUGAAAAUGAACUUUUAAGAGAAGCAAUAAAAAUUGUAGGAGUUGAUUUUUAAAUGGGAUUAGUAUUGAGUAUAAAAUUAGAUAAAAUCAAUAUUGAAUAUGUUUAGCAAUACCUGCUAUUUUUUUUCGAAUAUCUAUUUUAUGAGAUUGCCAAAAAUAAUAAAUUAAAUAAUCACAUUAUUGUCAUUUAUGAUUUACAGUAGGAAGCAGUAAAUUAAAUAUUUCUUAACUUCUUAAUAAAUUUGACAUAUAAGCAUUAUUUCCUGAAUAUAAGAAAAGUGAUUCUUGUAAAUUUAAAUAUUGAAAAAAUUUCAUCCGAAGUAAUAGGAAUGCUCAAUUCAAGCUAAUACUCAUAUUUAUUAUUGCCUUUAGCUGAUAUAGUUUAUUUAGCUAGACAUGUUAAAAAAUCCGAGCUAUAAAAUGAGUAUGGAGGGGUUUUUGUAAGGUAAAGAAAUCCUAUACCUUUAACGAUAAGUGAGGCGAUAAAAUACAAAUUAUGAAUUUUGUUUUAAAUUUUAAAUAUAUAUAAUCUGAC